CCUCCUCAGCCUCCGUGCGCGCGCGGCUCGUUUUUUAAUUUUCAGAAUAAUGCUCGGUCUGUGCUCAGCCUGACACCAGAUCAGAUCUUAACGGGGAGCUUUUACACUGUAGAGACGUGUCCUCCGAGAGGCGGCGAGCAGCAGAUCAGUAUUUUUGUUAUCACCUCCAUCAACACGGAUGUCCAUCUUCAGGGUGAGGAUAUGUACCAAGGCGUGAUGACAACCAACCACGGAACCCAUUCUUAUGAGGCCGGAUUCCUGCACAGCGCCUCUGCGGCCGCCUCCCCGGUCUAUGUUCCCACCACCCGGGUCGUGACCCCCAUGAUCCCGGCGCUGCCGUACCUGCAGACGGCCGGCGCGUCGCAGCAGGGCAGCCCGGCGUCGAGCCACUCCGCCUGGGCGCAGCCGGGCGCAGACUCCUCUUACAACCACUCCCCGGUGUCCUCGCGCUUCACCUUCUCCACCAGCCCGCCUCUGUCUUCCGGGGGGGCCACGGCGGCCUCUUACAGCAGCCCGCUGAACAUCUCCGCCAACGGGAGGGAGCACUACGGCCCCCGGGGCCUCAGCGGCUCCUACCACAGCGCGUACCCCGCCUACAUGAGCCCCAACGUGGGAGGAACGUGGCCGGCGUCCCCCUUCGAUAGUCCGGUCCUGCAUGGUCUGCAAGCCGGAGCCUCUCCAGGAACUACACGGCACCCAAACAUAGAUCUGUUUGAUGACUUUGCUGAGGGGCGAGAAUGUGUGAACUGUGGGGCAAUGUCCACCCCACUGUGGAGGCGAGACGGCACUGGCCACUACCUGUGUAACGCGUGCGGUUUGUACCACAAGAUGAACGGCAUCAACAGGCCUCUGAUCAAACCGCAGAGACGACUGUCUGCCUCGAGGAGAGUGGGUCUGUCCUGCACCAACUGUCACACCACCACCACCACCCUGUGGCGACGAAAUGCAGAAGGAGAGCCGGUCUGCAACGCCUGUGGACUCUACAUGAAACUCCACGGGGUCCCCCGACCCCUGGCUAUGAAAAAAGAAGGUAUCCAGACCCGUAAACGCAAGCCCAAAAACCUGAACAAGUCACAAACUGGACCACCAGGCAGCGAAGGGACUCCAGUGACACCAAACAACACUCCUCGCUCCUCCUCCUCCACCACCUCCACCACAGAGGAGCCUCGGCAGAUAAAGACGGAACCGGAAAACCACAGCUUGUACCACCACAGCACACAUACACAGAUUUCAGCCUUACCAGCCUACAUGGCAGCUCAGGGAGCCAUUCCUCUGAAAAUGUCCCCAGGGGGCCACAGCGGGUCCUCCAGCUCCAAAGCAGAGCCCUGGAACAACCUAAUCCUGGCUUAGGAGACCUCCAGCCCAGCCGCUCUAAAUGCUACCUAUGUACAGCAAACAAACUCUCCAAAGACUGAUGCUGGUUGAGAUGAUCUCACUCUGAUAAACUGUCGUUAUAAUGACUCGGGGCCAAGAUGUGGGACUCACUACACAUAAAGAGUUUUUUGUUUUUUUUUAACCAGUACUGGACAGUCUGAGCAACCAAAAAGAGAACUUUAGUUAUUAUCACAUUUUUCACCAAACUGACGCAGAAGCACCGUAAAACACUAUAAAGUGACAGAAACCAGUGAUAGUUCACAAGUAAACAUCUUUUCAAUGGGAUUGAUACAAUCAGAGAUUUUGCUAAGGAAAUUAUGAACUUAAAAAAAGACAGAAAACACAUCACAGCUGGACAGUUUUAUAUUGACAUCACCCCUGAGGUGUAACAAGUGUUUAUGAAGGGGCAGUUAACUUUUUUUUAUUUUUUAUUAACCGAAUCGCACCAAAACUGAACAAAGAGUUAAAGGGUGUUUUCAAAAGGUUCUCCUAGGGUCAAAGUUUUUCUUGUUUGGAAC
Messenger RNA from Nematolebias whitei (Rio pearlfish), 1892 nucleotides. It is a transcript of the gene gata4, whose product is annotated as GATA binding protein 4. Gene Ontology annotation, biological process: cell fate commitment; positive regulation of transcription by RNA polymerase II; negative regulation of transcription by RNA polymerase II. NCBI's taxonomy places the organism in Eukaryota, Metazoa, Chordata, Actinopteri, Cyprinodontiformes, Rivulidae. The record is from RefSeq and is a predicted model, not a curated record. The transcript is spliced from 6 exons. Gene Ontology annotation, molecular function: zinc ion binding; RNA polymerase II cis-regulatory region sequence-specific DNA binding; DNA-binding transcription factor activity, RNA polymerase II-specific. The coding region runs from base 202 to 1350 and encodes 382 amino acids. Gene Ontology annotation, cellular component: nucleus.